Molecule: messenger RNA, 933 nt
Organism: Protopterus annectens (West African lungfish)
Lineage: Eukaryota; Metazoa; Chordata; Ceratodontiformes; Protopteridae
Product: olfactory receptor class A-like protein 1
Exons: 1
Coding region: 1-933 (310 amino acids)
Biological process (GO): G protein-coupled receptor signaling pathway
Cellular component (GO): membrane
Molecular function (GO): pheromone receptor activity
Source: RefSeq, a predicted model, not a curated record
AUGGCAGUAUAUGACAUCAUCAAAGGUGCACUGUUUCUUGUGCUAGUAGUUAUCGGACUCCCUGGGAACUUACUAAUCAUGACAAUAUUUUCCCUUAUAUUAGUAAGUGGAUCUAAACUCCUUUUAACAGAAAUAAUGAUAGCAGGCAUUGCAUUAGUGAAUUUUAUCCUGAUUAUAACCAGAGGUCUUCCAGCAACAUUGCUUGUACUUUUUAACUUAAACAAUUUGUAUGGUGAUACUGGAUGCAAAUUUUUGAUUUAUUCAGCAAGAAUUUCAAGAAGUCUGGCAAUUAAUCUGACAUGUGUUCUAGUCUGUAUUCAGUGUAUAACUCUUCUUCCUCCAACAUCUAACUUGACUUCUUUUAAACCAAGAUUGCCACGAUACAUCCUAGCUGUUUGCAGUUUAAUUCUUAUGUUAAAUGUGUUAACAGAAGUUAUUCCUUUCAUGUAUACAGUAUCAAAAUUAAAUGGCACUGAUGUACAAUAUUCAUUCAAUUUCGGGUACUGUAUUAUCGCUGUCCCUAAUGCUAUAAUAUUUUUCACUUUUACAUUUACUUACUUUUUUCGUGACUUCACAUUUGUGAUACUUAUGAUAAUUUCCAGUGUGAUUAUUUUACAGAUACUCUUUAGACACAGGAUAAGACUGAGUAACAUAAGGAAUAAUGUGCAAAGCCAACAAACAGCUGCAGAGGUCAGAGCAGCCAAAGUUGUGGUUGCAUUAGUAACCAUGUAUGUACUUUUCAUUGGAUUUGAAAAUACCAUCUUUCUUUAUCAGAUUACAGUUUCUACAUAUAUUCAUCGUGUUGUUUCAGAUGUCCGUCAUUUUUUUUCUGCAUGCUAUGCAACAUUGUUUCCAACUGUAGUUAUAAUGACCAACAUUAGAAUUAAGCACGCUUUGAAAUGUGUGUUUAAGGGAAACCAGUCAAGUUGUUAA